Pomacea canaliculata is the source of this 1914-nucleotide messenger RNA. RefSeq names its product ubiquitin-fold modifier 1. Bases 23 to 295 code for a protein of 90 amino acids. Gene Ontology annotation, biological process: protein K69-linked ufmylation. The transcript has 5 exons. Gene Ontology annotation, cellular component: nucleus; cytoplasm. Lineage: Eukaryota; Metazoa; Mollusca; Gastropoda; Architaenioglossa; Ampullariidae. The record is from RefSeq and is a predicted model, not a curated record.
CUUGGCUCGUCUGCUUUUCGGCAUGGCGACUUCUAAGGUUACAUUCAAGAUAACGCUGACAUCAGACCCUAAACUACCGUAUAAAGUGUUGAGUGUACCUGAACAGACCCCAUUUACAGCAGUCUUAAAAUUCGCAGCAGAAGAGUUUAAAGUUCCACCAGCAACAAGUGCUAUCAUCACCAAUGAUGGAAUAGGAAUCAACCCUGCACAAACUGCUGGCAAUGUGUUCCUGAAGCAUGGGUCUGAAUUGAGAUUAAUACCAAGGGAUCGAGUAGGAUUGCAACGUAGAAAAUAGAUGUUGAUCAGCAUCUACUUUUUCGGAUUUUUAUUACAGGACGCUUCAUUUGUGGUGCCACAAUUCAUUGCAUUAAUGGGGACAAUUUAAUACCCAGCUUGGAGCUCCCCAUCAGUUUCCUGUGUCCUAGGACUGUAUUACUGUUGAAGGUGGCAGCAAGUAGGAACUGGUAGUUUUGGAUACAGCCUAAAAGCAGUGUUUUUAUCUGAUAAUAACCUGGAAUCUAAAAGAAUAGUACCACUGUAAAGAAAGGUUAGACAAUGAGCAUCAUAAUGAUUGAUAUCUUGGAUGUCCAUUGCCAUGUAUUGUGAUUAGGUAAACAGACUAGCCAUGUCAUUUUAUUUGGUGUUAAGUAUGACUUAAAUCAUGCAAAUUAUUAUUUUUAAGGUCCAGAUAGAAAUCUUGAAAUUUGUGCUUUAUCAGAUACUGAAGUUAAAGAUGUUAAGGACACACAUGCAUGCACAAAUAUGUUGAUGAAUUGAUAAAUUACACAUGACCACCUGGCACUCUCCAUCACACACACAUGCACACCAUCACCACUAGCACACAUUGUAGACUAGUUAGUACUUUGGGAAUUAGCCUACUGAAGAUCUCUUCAGGAAUAUUCAGCUUCCUUUCUGGCACACACUGCAUUUACAGUGGUUUUUGGGACUGUUUGAGCGCUGAUAAGCCUGAGUGCCGAGCACUUUCGGCUCAGGCAUCCACCAAUAGCUAUUUUGUAUUAUUCAUAGUAUUUAUAGUAUGGCAUGUGUACAAAAACAAGUUUGUUUUGGGAUAUCUGUUUUCCAUUUAUCCACACCUCUAAUAAUAUAUGGAUCACUUUCAUUAUUUCAGACCUUGGUUUGGUACCACUUUUACAUCAGCUGCUUUAAUAGUGUCAUUUUGUUUUAAUAUUACUGAUAUCAUUAACUUAACUAUGUCAUACUUAAUGGCUAAUUCAGGUGUAUGUCACUGUCAUACUUGAUUUUUUUUUAAUUUGUUUGAUUUAAAAAAUUUAAUUGCUGUGUUGUUUUCCCAUCUUUCCUUCACUGUUAGCACUAAAAUGUUUCUUGGGUGUCAUGAUGACCAUGGAAGGUACACACACACACAUGUAUACUUUUUAAAAAUAAAAAAACCUAUAAGAUCAUAAAUGUAGCAUCACUACUUGAAAACAGUCUGCAAAGAGACAGUUUCCCGUUUCAUCCUGAACCGUCAUUCGUCAUGAAGUAAACUUGGGUGUCUCAUACAGGAUGAUCAGGUGCCAAGCAAGUGGUCAAGCAUCAAAACAGAAUUUUCUCAAAAGUAUUAGUCAAAGGAUUGAAAUGUUUGAGGACAGAACAGUUGGGGUGCCAAGGUACCAUUUGUUUUCCUGAGAGAUUUCAGCUUAUCAUGUAUGCUUGAAAUGUUGCUCCAAUGUUCACUGGAGAGGUAUCUAUUACAAAAAUUAAAAUCUAAAAUAAUUUGAUUCUCGCCAUCUUCAAUAUUGAAACCUUUUUUUCAUGAUUAUUAAAAUUUCUGUUUGUCAGAUAAUGGUAGUUCUGUCACAAUUCUUACAAAUUCAUGUUAUUACAUUAAUGGAGGAAGAAGCAUGGACGAGUCAAACAUGUUCUUAUUAAAGCAUUCUUCUUCUUGUUCCUUUU